This is a messenger RNA of Exophiala viscosa, 453 nucleotides long. RefSeq lists its product as uncharacterized. Bases 1 to 453 code for a protein of 150 amino acids. Lineage: Eukaryota; Fungi; Ascomycota; Eurotiomycetes; Chaetothyriales; Herpotrichiellaceae. The transcript has a single exon. The record is from RefSeq and is a predicted model, not a curated record.
AUGCCGGCGGAACGAGACCGAGAGCCGGAAAGAGAACGACAGGAAACAGGUCGACAGCCGACAUGGAAGGAUGUGUAUCAGUUUAUGCGUUGUCCGAAGCAGUUGUGUGAUUCGGCUCCACACUGCUUGACUGACAAGGAUGGGACCCAUUACCCGAUGAACGGGAAACAUAUGAGGACAUAUGUCGAGCAUGCUUCUGAGCACGGAAUACCAAAAACCCAAGAUGACAUCCCGCACGAUCUUCGGCUCAAAGUGAUUGCAGAGGCCCGCGAACGAAUGGGGAAACAGGCUUCAAAGUCUGGCCUUGCUAUGACCCCGAUCCAUAUCACGAAUGUACUGCCUAGUCAUUCACUGCAGCCAAGAGGUGAGCCAGAUGCCACCGUUUCUGAUCGUUCCACAGGCGUACCCGCCCGUCAGCCAUUAGAAUUUCGGGACCUUCGUGACGUUGCGUAG